Ostreococcus lucimarinus CCE9901 is the source of this 2571-nucleotide messenger RNA. RefSeq lists its product with no specific name. The transcript has a single exon. Gene Ontology annotation, molecular function: ATP binding; protein serine/threonine kinase activity. Gene Ontology annotation, cellular component: nucleus; cytoplasm. Bases 1 to 2571 code for a protein of 856 amino acids. Gene Ontology annotation, biological process: protein phosphorylation; mitotic DNA damage checkpoint signaling. Lineage: Eukaryota; Viridiplantae; Chlorophyta; Mamiellophyceae; Mamiellales; Bathycoccaceae. The record is from RefSeq and is a predicted model, not a curated record.
AUGCCGUCGCGCGCGCGAUCGCGCGGUCGUCGGCGAACGCGCGUCGUCGUCGCCCUCGUCGCGUGCGUCGCGUGCGUCGCGUCGUCGUCGAGCGCGUCGAGCGCGUCGUGCGCGCGUCCUCGCGCCGGGUACGGCCCGCCUCGCGCGCGCACCGCGGCGUGCGCCGACGCGCUCGCGCGCGGCGCGCCGCCGCCGACGCCGCUGUGCGCGUACUUCGACGCCGUCGGCGGGAUCGUCGCGCGGUUGGGGCGCGGGUCGGACUACGCGGGGACGCGCGACGCGUCGGCGAGCGGGAAGACGUGCGCGGCGUGGUCGAGGGUCGAGCGCGUCGACGACGCGGUCGUCGACGACGCGGAUCGUAAUUACUGUCGCAACGGACGGCGCGGACACCCGCUGCGGUACGGACCGUGGUGUUACGUGGACGAGGGGACGGCGGCGUGGGAGUAUUGCGACGGAAUUCCGAGUUGCGAAGACGACGACGCGGAGAAGAAGUCAAAAGAGCACCCGAUUACGUUUUACGACGAUUUGGCGACGUUGAUCCUGGAGCGGCGGGAUGACGGGGGCAUGGACGAUGCGCCGCGCGGAUCGUCGUCGUCUCUUCUCGAAAGACUCGGCGAUACGUUUUCGUAUUCGAUGAUUUACGACGCGUCGGUGGACGUCGAUUACCCGUCGCCGGACGCGUCGCCGUAUUACGACGUCUCGGGGCGUUUGAAAUCGUUCAUAUUCGCCACGGCGGCGUUACACACCGCGGAGAACUGUGGCUUGGGCUCGAUCGCCUCGGGAUCGUCGAUCGCCUCGGCGAUCGCGCGCUUGGGUUCGAGCGAAAACGUGUAUCCGGAAUACGUCCUCGACUACGUCGGGCGCAGGCUCCCGUCCGCCGUUCAACACGGCGUCGUCUCUGCGUGGGAUGACCGCGCCCUUACUUCGCGACGGGCGUGGGGGAAACGCUCGCGUGAUCUUUACGAUUCCUUGCGGUGCGCGGCGAACGCCGCGCCCGCCGUCGUCGCCGCGGUCGGGCACAACGGUUUGUAUCUCGGCCUCGAUUACAAGCUCUCCGCGGUGUUCAAUCCGAUGGUUUUUCGAUCCCUCGACGACAUCGAUUGGCCAGACGCUUUGGUCGAUUCGAUUUGCGCUUUCGGGGAAAACGUUACCGAAUCAUCCGACGACGAUCGAAACCAUCGCGCGUUCUUCGAACUCGUCGAGGCACUGAAAGUCUCGCGGUGCGCGGACGUCUCGGAAAAUCUCGCGGGCGCGGCGAUUCGCGACGACGAAUCAUCGUCGGUCGCUCGGACGUACGGCUCGUACAUCCACGGUCGACAGUUGACCUUGCUCGUGCCGUUCUCCAUCUUCGCCGGCUUUCUCGUCCUCAUCGUCGUCUACGCCGUCGGUAGAUUUGAUUUCGAAACCGGGCGGGAUCACUCCGACCUCGACCUCGACAACUCGUACUUGGACGACGCGGAUUCCAUCCAACACUCGAAACUGAGCGGCGGUGGUGCUUACGGUCGGGACACGUCGUCACACAAGUCGCUCAACAUCGCGGGGUACUCGAUCAUAGACAUCAUCGGUCGGGGAGCGAAUAGCGUGGUGUACCUGGCGUCCGUGCGCGACCCGGACGAUUUCACCGUCACGACUUUGGUCGCCAUCAAGGAACCGCACGACAGGUACAAGACCAAGGCGGAGAUUGGAUUCUUGGAAACGAUCAAAAAGAGCGAUUAUUUGUGCGAAUACCUCGGACCCGUCGUGGAACCGCGAAGUCGAACGUGGAUGAUGAUGUUUGAGUUGUGUCAGCACGGGUCGCUGAGAAAUUGCUUGAAAGAAAACACGUACCCGCGCGACGGGGCGACGAUUUUCAAAGCCAUCAAGAUGAUGAUUCAAGGCGUCGCGCACGUGCACGCCGCAAACUUGGUGCAUCGUGAUAUUAAGAUGGAUAACUUUCUCGUGGCGUGCGAGUGUCAAGGCUAUCGCGGCUCGCAACUCUCGAGGCGAUGCCGCCGCAACCACGUGAUUAAGAUUUCAGACCUCGGUUUGGCGAAAGCGGGUAACAUGAUGUUUGAUUCCAGCGCGCGACUCACCGGGACGCUGUGUUACGUCGCCCCCGAGCGAUUGAAAAUCGUGCCAGGGUCAAUCACGCCCGAUAAGUAUCGACUGGCUGAUUUGUACGGCAUCGGUUUGGCGGCGUGGGAGUUGCUCUAUUACGCGCAGUUUGGGCAAGCCAAACACGUGAUCGAAGACGUCGUGCCGGACGAAAACGAACGACAGAUGCUCGUCGACGCGCAGCUUGUGAUGUUGAUUUCCACCGGUCGCAUGGUGCCGAGCACGAUGUGGAUGAUGCCGAGCCUGCAGGCCUGGCUCAACCGUUGCGUCGCGUUCGACGAGGGAAAACGAUUCAACUCCAUCGAGAUAGCGCUGAGGGAGUUGAUGAAGUUAGAACGAGACUUCAUAGAUGCAUUUCCAGGGAACGUCGACUACGGGCUCAAUGUUUCGUACGACGACGACUCGAGCAGCGCCGGGAGCGCGGGCGAAGUCGGCGUCGCGAGCAGCCUUCUUCGCCGUUCGACGAGGCGGCGUUAG